ACCAUAUCAGUUUUGUCACCUUUGUGAAGAGAGAUUUGUCGCAACCAUCCUGAGUUUCGGGGAAGCUGUAAACUGUAAUCAAAGGCUUCACCACUCAAAACUCUAUUUCUCCGAGCUUCUAUACAUUUUUACUUUUUCAUUUUUAUUUAUUGAUUUUUUGGCUGGUCUUCUGCCUCCAAGGUUUGAUUUUUCUCCCUACCCACUUCAGCUGAUUGCUUAUCAAUCUUAGAAUAGACUACAGAGCAUGAUUUUAUCAUAUAUUUUCAUGUGGGGUUCUUGAGUUUUCUUUGAAUUCCGUUUUUCUCUGUUUCUUUGCUAGUUCAUGUAGAUCGAUGAGUUUUUCAUGCAUGUGGGUUAAUGGGUCUGUGAAUGGUGAAUUACCUUGAAUUCAGAAUAAUCAGCUUCAAAUUUUGUGAGUUUCAGUUCUUUUGAUCUGGGGCUAUUGAAUUUUGAAUCUUUGUACUGCUCCUGGGCGAUUUUGACAAGUUUUCUGUGUGAAGCUUCUGGGUGUGGGAUCAUGGAUCCAUGUUUAUCAAUUAUAAGUGGCCUAGAUGCAUAGGAGAGAUGUAAUUUUUGUGGUUUCUAUUAUUAUGGAUUUAUUGAAAUUUUGGUUUUUGAUAUGGCCAGUGGAGCCUUCCCCCAUCUUGUGGAAUAAGGCUUGUUUGUUGUUGUUGCUGCUGUUGUUGUUGUUCUUGUUGUAUGCAUGGUUCUAUUUGGAGUUCCUUAUUAAUUUCUUGAACAUCUGAUGGUUUUAUGUAGGAAAACUACGUCAACAACCAAACAUUUUGAAACAAUUCUAAGGAGUGUGUGAUAGAUGUGUAUACAUGCAUGUGAGAAAAUUUUCAUUUAAAUACAAUUUUUUUUUUUUGGGUACAAAUUUAUGUACAAAAUUUAAUGUGCUUCAAUGAGAAAGGUAGAAAGCAAUGCACAAUUUAUAGCCUUUGAAUGUUGAUGCUUUUAGUAUGAUGUAAUUGCAAAUAAAUUCUGCUCAUGAUUCAAAUAUGGAACUUGUUAUGUUGUUGUGUUUUCAAUUUGUGUGCUUUCUAAAUUAGAAAGUGAUGCAUAUUUUUAUUCAGUCCGAAACCAGAUUUUGUUGCCUUUCAAAUUUUGCAGAUCUUGCCAUUUGGGAUUGGUCACCUGAAGUUGGAAAUGGUUAAAAGUUAUGGAGUGGUCUGAUUUGCAAGAGAUAUCAUGUUGCAGUGUUUAGAGGGAUUUAAGCCUUUAUUUGCUUCCCUAUUGCGUUGUUGUGAUAUUGAUAUAUAUAAACAGUCAAGAGGCCUUGAAGAUCCUGAACUUCUUGCUAGGGAGACAGUGUUCAGUGUAAGUGAAAUAGAAGCACUUUAUGAGCUCUUCAAAAAGAUCAGCAGUGCUGUAAUUGAUGAUGGGCUGAUUAACAAGGAUGAGUUUCAAUUGGCAUUAUUCAAGACGAAUAAAAAAGAAAGUUUGUUCGCAGAUCGGGUAUUUGAUUUGUUUGACACAAAGCAUAAUGGGAUACUAGGUUUUGAAGAGUUUGCUCGUGCUCUCUCCGUCUUCCAUCCAAAUGCCCCUAUUGAUGAUAAGAUUGAAUUUUCCUUUCAACUGUAUGAUCUCAAGCAGCAGGGUUUUAUUGAAAGACAAGAGGUGAAGCAAAUGGUAGUUGCUACACUUGCUGAAUCUGGUAUGAACCUAUCAGAUGAAGUUAUAGAAAGUAUAAUUGAUAAGACUUUUGAGGAAGCAGAUACAAAGCAUGAUGGCAAGAUUGACAAGGAAGAGUGGAGAAACCUUGUUUUGCGCCAUCCGUCGCUAUUGAAGAACAUGACCCUUCAAUAUCUCAAGGACAUCACGACAACAUUCCCAAGCUUUGUAUUCCAUUCACAAGUAGACGAUACUUGAAGGUCAUGUAUUUAGUUCAUAAUUUAGUUUCAUUGCCUUUGGCAUGCAUAGCCACCUUGUGUAUAAAAAAGGGAAUAUCAGAUUGUUUUGCUUCCCUUACAUUGGUUUUAUCUUUGAAUAAAAUAUUUGGUAUUGUGGAUUCAUUUAUUGUGGUUAAACUUACAGACACUUUUGUGGUUCGGAUUUCAUUGAUGAGCGACA
Messenger RNA from Gastrolobium bilobum, 2073 nucleotides. Its product is annotated as calcineurin B-like protein 3. The record is from RefSeq and is a predicted model, not a curated record. Gene Ontology annotation, biological process: calcium-mediated signaling. Lineage: Eukaryota; Viridiplantae; Streptophyta; Magnoliopsida; Fabales; Fabaceae. Bases 1192 to 1872 code for a protein of 226 amino acids. Gene Ontology annotation, molecular function: kinase binding; calcium ion binding. The transcript has 9 exons.